Molecule: messenger RNA, 1855 nt
Organism: Coffea eugenioides
Lineage: Eukaryota; Viridiplantae; Streptophyta; Magnoliopsida; Gentianales; Rubiaceae
Product: receptor-like protein EIX2
Exons: 2
Coding region: 522-1664 (380 amino acids)
Molecular function (GO): protein binding
Source: RefSeq, a predicted model, not a curated record
AUAGAAAUUCAUUAACUGGUGUACUAUCUGAACACCAUUUUGUGAAACUCAGAGAGCUAAAUAGUUUGUACAUUUCUUAUAACUUCCUCUCUCUGCACGUGAGCUCCUCUUGGGUUCCUCCUUUCCAACUAAGGCACAUUACGAUGGAUUCUAUCGAAACAGGGCCCCAGUUUCCAAAUUGGCUCCGGACCUAAAAGGAGAUUGAAGUGUUAUUCAUGCAAAAUGUGAGCAUUUCGGAUGCCAUACCCAGCUGGUUUGGACUGCAUUUUAAUUAUCUUAAAGCCUUAGAUAUCUGCCGUAACAAUUUGGAAGGAUCUCUAAAGUCAUUUGCAACAGGUAUUUUGAAUUUGGAUCUUUCACGAAGUGCAUUUGCAGGAAAUAGUAGCUGAUUAUUAUUAUUAUUAUUUUAUGCAGCAGUUGCCGAUGUUGAUAAAGAGGCUAUAAAAAUAGAGUCUCUUUACCUCGGUCACAACCGUUUCAUAGGUAGUAUCCCAGAAGACUUGUGCAGGUUGAAAACUUUAAUGGUUUUAGAUCUAUCCAACAACCAUUUGUCUGGAAGCAUUCCUUUGUGCUUGGGUAACUUGCGACAUUUGGUCGCCCUAAGUUUGUUAGAUAACAACCUAUGUGGUCAGAUCCCAAGUUCACUAGGUAACUUGGAGGAACUUGGUACUCUGCAUUUGAGUGGAAAUAAAUUUGAUGGGAAGCUUCCAUCUUCAAUGCAAAACCUGAUAAGAUUGCAAACCCUUGAUCUCGGAGAAAAUCGAAUACAGGAUAUUAUACCAGUGUGGAUUGGGGAAAGGUUAUCGGACUUGAAGUUUCUGAGACUCGAGUCAAAUAAUUUCCAUGGAGGUAUUCCUGAUAAAUUCUGCCAACUCUUACAUCUUCAGGUGCUCAACCUAGCACACAAUAAUUUAUCAGGAUCUAUUCCUCACUGCUUUAAUAACUUCACAAUGAUGGUGUCAAGAGAAGCAGCAUCAGCUGACUUGCUAAUGAGAAAUUAUUUUGAAUUAAUACUUCUAAACUUGAAGGGAGGAAGAGAACUUGAGUAUUCAAAUAACUUAUUGUCUGUUAAAUCGAUUAUCCUCUCAGCAAAUAAUUUAGUUGGUGAAAUCCCUGAUGAGAUAAUGGAUCUCGUUGGGUUGCAAAUUUUGAACCUUUCAAUAAACCAUCUAAAUGGGAGGAUCCCCCAGAAGAUUGGCAAUUUGAAGCAACUUGAAACACUUGAUGUAUCGACGAAUGAACUCAACGGGGAAAUCCCUCCAAGCUUGUCUGGUUUAAACUCAUUAAGCUCCCUGAAUUUGUCAUACAAUAAGCUAUCAGGACCAAUACCAUCUGGAAAUCAACUUCAGACCUUGACUGAUCCAUCCAUCUAUGAGGGAAAUAUUGGACUCUGUGGGAAGCCACUCAAUAGCUGCCCUGCAGACGAAUUGCCGACAGAAAAUGGACCUAUUCUUGAUAGUAAAGGUCACAGCGAGUCUGAUUUUUCAUGGUUUUAUGCCGGUUUUGGACCGGGAUUCAGUGUUGAUGUCGUGGGAGUUUUGGGAAUCCUUCAAUUCAAGAAGUCAUGGCGCGAUGCAUUCUUCAGAUUUUUGGAAAAUGCCUAUGACAGAAUUUGGGUUAUGAUCGCAUUGAAGACUGCUCGGCUACGGAGGAAUUUCCAUUGAGUAAGUAUAUGUACAAAAGCACUUAUAUUCUGUUUUUUCUUAUUCUGCAAUAAGGUACCACAACUCAAUUAGCUGGUUAUCCAUAAUUACUUGCAUUUGAUAAUAAGCACAUAAGUGCUCAAAACUAAGCAUGUAGGUUUAGUUAUGCUAUAAUCCUCUAUGAACAAAUGAAUCCGAGUGCUUAAAUAGAA